AUGAAGCGUCCAGUUGACAUCAAUGAUCUUCUUGGAUCUAAAGGCGAAAAAACGUCCAAUUCUGUUUUGAAACCCCCCAUUUUUUUAAGCAAAAAAAGACGAACUGAAGCAGCAACGCUGCAAGAGCCUUCUUUAGGUUCAAAGGCAACUUCAGAAGAUGUUAAACGCCUGAGCUGGCGUAAAAAUGGAUCAGAGUCCGCAAAGGAGUUAGUAGGGGCAGAAAAGAGCGGCGUGAAGUCUCAACCGAGGGAAAUGGAGCGCAAGUCUCGCAGGCGAUUUCAAUUCGAUUGGAAGCCAGAAGACGAUACAACGCUGGGAUUUGCUCCGUUAGUCAGCUCGAAAGCUUCAAAACUGUUGAAAACCGCGCAAGAAUCGACAGAGGAUGUGUAUAUGGGUAAGCAUUGGGCUCAAAAACCACUCCAGGACAUGACGGAUCGGGACUGGAGAAUUCUGCGAGAAGACUUCCAUAUCGAAACCAAAGGUGGAACCAUACGUCACCCGUUGCGAAACUGGAAUGAGACUGGGUUGAUCCCAGAAGACUUGGCCGGAAUCAUACAGCACGAGCUGAAGUAUCAGGAACCCACGCCCAUACAGAGGAUCACUAUACCAAACGCAGUGAGCGGUCGCGAUUUCUUGGGUGUUGCGGCCACUGGUUCAGGUAAAACAUUGGCAUUUCUGAUCCCCUCGCUGUGUCAACUCAGUAAUAUGCCGCCUCUCAACGAUAUCACAAAGCUGGAUGGGCCAGCCAUCUUGAUCUUGGUUCCUACUCGAGAAUUGGCCCAGCAGAUUGAAUCUGAAGCUCAAAAAGUUCUGCAACAUUGGUCUCGCCCCACCAGCGUGACGAGUAUCGUUGGUGGUCACUCGAUAGAAGAGAUAUCCUAUUCGCUGCAGGGCGGUUGUGAUAUUCUGGUAGCUACUCCUGGUCGGCUAAUCGAUUGUUUGGAGUCCCACAUGCUGAUUUUGAAUAAUGUAACUACACUGGUUCUCGAUGAAGCUGAUCGGAUGAUCGACCUGGGAUUCGAGGACCAAGUGACAACUAUUCUAUCAAGAGCCGAGACAAAAAGAAAAAGACAAACCAUGAUGUUCACUGCCACCAUGUCGAGCUCGAUAGAAAGGAUUGCCAAUGGAUAUCUCAAUCAACCGGCACAUGUACGAGUAGGGUCCCCUAAUACCAAAGCUCAAAUUAAACAAGUGAUCGAUUAUGUUCCUAGCGAGGAGCAAAGAUUCAAAAUGCUCACGAAGGAUAUUUUGUCCAGGUUCAGGGCCCCGAUCAUGAUAUUCAUCAAUUACAAACGGACUGCCGACUGGUUGGUAACCAAAUUCGCAUCAGAAACCAGGUUUAAAGUCACAACUUUGCACGGAUCGAAGUCGCAGGAACAAAGAGAGCACUCUUUGAGUUUGCUUCGCAGCGGUAAGGCCGACAUAAUGAUUGCGACGGACGUGGCGGGUAGAGGUAUUGAUAUUCCAAAUGUAUCUCUUGUUGUGAACUAUCAAAUGUCGAAAACUUUUGAGAACUACAUCCAUCGUAUCGGGAGAACUGGUAGAGCUGGUAAAAGUGGGAACUCUAUUACUUUUCUGAGCGAUGACGAUGACGUUAAAACAGUUGAAGAACUUUGCAAGUAUGUCAAGGCCACCGAUGGCGAAAAAAUCAAUGAGAUCAAGUCAUCGGUGCGCCAAAAAUUCAACGUCGGUCAGAACCAUAUGAAACCAAUUCUUUUCUGA
This is a messenger RNA of Lachancea meyersii CBS 8951, 1722 nucleotides long. The record is from the annotation of a GenBank genome assembly. NCBI's taxonomy places the organism in Eukaryota, Fungi, Ascomycota, Saccharomycetes, Saccharomycetales, Saccharomycetaceae.